AUGAAAAAAAACUCAACCUCAAAAAAUGCAAGAUUAUUAUCACAAUUAGAAGAAAUUUCCUGCAUGUCAAAUCAAGGAAAUAAUGCAAUAGAAAACAAUGCUACUUUAUCUAAUGAUAUAAUUAAGCUCAAUACAGAAAUUCAAUCAUUUAUGGAUGAUACUCGUAAUGAACUUCAAUUUUAUCUUGAAGACAAUAAAAUUACUAACGACACAGAAAAAUGUCAAAAGGCAUCCUCAUACAUAAAUUGGAGAGGAAUGGACUAUGUUAAUUUGUUAUUAAGUGAAAGAGAAAAUUAUAAUAUCUCCUGUGUUGUUGAAAAAUGGAAUGAGAAACAAAAAUCUUUACAAACAAGUAUAGAUGAAAAAAUGAAAACGUGUAGUACAACAACGUUUGAUUAUUGUGCUAUUUUGAAUAAAAAUGAUAAAUGCACUAGACCUUAUGAAUAUAAUGAUCUACCAGUAAGCACAUUAUUAACAUACGAUAAACUAAAGGAAGAUACUUAUAGUUCUAAUAAAACUCAAAUUAUUGGUGAUAGAUGGAGUAUGUUUAACAAUAUUACUAAUGAUAUAUCUGAUUACUAUUACAGAAUGUAUGAAAAUGAGAAUUCUGAACUUAAUUGUGGAAAGUGGAGUAUGUAUAUAUAUAAGAGAGGAAAACAAUUUAUUAAAAUGGCGGCCAAAGAAUUAUAUGAAGAAGAAAUAUAUGUAAAUGAUUCUAUUACAAGAUGGAAUCAACAUAGUAAUAUAUUGCAAUAUACUGUGUUAGAAGACACUGGUAAUCAAUGUAAUAUGACAACAUUUAUUCAUCAAAUUAAAGAGCAACAAAAUUCAAAUAAUCCAUAUGAUUUAUCUGGGCUUUUUUCAAAAAAGAAUCGCAAUGAACCUAAUGGAACUAUAUAUAAUACAACUCCAUUACCAGAUAACUUACAACCUACAACUGUAACUCCUAAUGUAUUGCAUAAUGAUACUACUACAGGUUUAUUGGGUGGCAAAACGACUAGUGUCAAUAUCGUAAAUGGUGUGAAUUCCUCUGAAAAUACAUUCACAGGUGUCACCUCAGUAUCAUCAAUGACUACAGAUCAAACUUCCCCAGAAACUGAAACCACAAUUUCUCCAGAAAACUCAACACAAUCCAAUUCUUUAACUCAAAAUGAUACAAUAUAUUCUAAUACUAAUACUAUAUCUAACACAACCUCAACAUCACCUUUCCCUGAGAUUGUAUCAUCUCCUACAACUAAAACAUUAUCUUCAAAUUCUACUACAAGUAGUGGCACACCAGCAGUUAUACAUUUACCUGGAGAUAUAUCUGCUACAGCGACUAAUGAAUAUUCUGAUACUACUAUGAAGACAUUUACAAAUAAUAUUACAGCUUCUACAACAUCCACUAAAUCUCCUGCAACUUCUUUACCUUCUGAAACUGUAACUUUUGUAAAUAAAAAUAUAUCUACAAAUGGCAAUACAUCUGUUACGAAUGACACAGCAUCUCCUAUGAAUAAUCCUUUACCUUCUCCUGAGAUUGCACCUUCUCUUACAACUAUGACUACGACUCCUACAGAUAGCUCCACAACUCCACUACCUUCAUCUAUUCCUAAAAUCACAACUUUGCCAUCUACAAAUUAUUCUAUAUCUCCUACAAAAGAUAUGUCUAUUCUUCCUACUAAAGAAGUUACUCAUAAAACUGCAAUUUCACCUUUAACACAUAGUUCUACAUUUUUUUCGACCAAUACCAUUGAAAAUUCUACUACUACCAUUGAACCAUUUACUAAUAAAAUUGCGUCUUCUACAAUUGACGCUACAACUCUUGCAAUUAAUACUACAUCUCUAAUGUCUGAUAUUAUAUCUCCAACUCCACUUUCUUAUUCUCCUGAUAAUACACCUAUUCUCACAACUACGACUGCUUUUUUUCCUAUAACAAAUAACAAUUUACCUUCAAAUCAGACAGAUAGUACCCAACUGCAGAUCCCACCAAAUACACAUGUCCCUUUUAAACAGGUUCAACAACAUGUAUAUGAAAGAAAUUGUACUGGAAACAUUUCACUAUGUCAAAGUGCGACUGAUCCAAAUACUUUCAAGCCAAUCCCAUCAAGUGACCCUAAUGAAGUUAUGCCUACAGUUAAACCUACAGAUAAUUUAUUAAUACCAAUGGUUUCAGGAGGUAUUUUUCUUUUAGGAAUUAUUUUUCUUUUGAUUCUUCUUUGUAAAUAUACUCCCAUUGGAUCUUGGAUUCGUAAUAGGAAGUCAAAAAAAAAAAAAGCAAGAAAAAAGAUUAAGAAAAUAACAAGGGAACCGUUGCUAAUGGAUACAAAUAAUACAAAGAAUGAACCAAUAAAUAAUCAAAAUUAUUCAUUCUUACACCAUGAAAAGGAAAUACCACAAUGUGAUAUGAGUUUGAAAAAUCGAAAAGAUUUGAAGUAUAAACAAGUAAAGAAAUCCAAAGCACCUAAAGGAAUGUAUAUGGAAAAUGAAAAAUAUUUUAAGUAUGAACAUAUGAAGAAAUCCAAACCUCAUGAAGGAAUGCAUAUGGAAAAUGAAAAUAAGUGCAUUCGUGAAGCUGUAGAAGUAUCAAAGAAGCAUGAAAAUGAAUUUAUAUUGAGAGAAAAAUUAAAUGAAGAUAAUCCUAGAAAUGAAAUUAAAGAUGAAUUAAAUAAAAAUAGAUUAGAAGAAAAUCCUGUUCAUAUUGUAGGGUAUAUUAGGAAAGAUACAUUAAAUGAGGAAAAAGCAAAUGAAAUAAAUUCACAUAAAAAAAAAAAAAAAAAAAAAAAAAAAGAAAAAAAAUUAAAGUAA
This is a messenger RNA of Plasmodium gallinaceum, 2784 nucleotides long. Its product is annotated as surface-associated interspersed protein (SURFIN), fragment. The record is from RefSeq and is a predicted model, not a curated record. NCBI's taxonomy places the organism in Eukaryota, Apicomplexa, Aconoidasida, Haemosporida, Plasmodiidae. Bases 1 to 2784 code for a protein of 927 amino acids. The transcript has 2 exons.